Molecule: messenger RNA, 1119 nt
Organism: Mycena citricolor
Lineage: Eukaryota; Fungi; Basidiomycota; Agaricomycetes; Agaricales; Mycenaceae
Source: the annotation of a GenBank genome assembly
AUUUGGUCCACUUCACAAUGCUGUCCACCGCGACAAGACAUUCGAUCACUGAAGUUUUGGGAUUAGUGCAGAAGACUGUACUGAAUGCGGCGACGGAGGUCGAAGAGGAGGCUUUGGCAAGGGUGGCAGCGCUGAAUUCGGAGCUGCAAAUCUUGCGCGUUGAACUCAACACUUCGAGGGCCGAAUUACAAGACGCGAAGCUUGAACGUGACGACGUGCGCAAAAACCUCCACGAAUCUGAGCUGCAAAUGACCGGGUACGAACGCGAACUCGUACAGAUGAGGGCAACGGCAUGUCUAACUACAAUUGACAACCUUCGACGUGAAGUUAAUCACUGGAAAGAACAGGCCAAAAACUGGCAAGAUCAUUACACUCGUGUUGAGCAGGACCGGUGCGGGCUGUCUACGGAGCUUUUAACCCUAUCCCGCUCCGCAUUCUCCGAAUCCCCCUCCAAGCCGCACAAUGCUUCCGAAUACAUCAAGGGUUCUUCCUCGUCAACGCGCCCUCCGGCCUACAAAUCUGUUCUCCCGCCUAGUCCAUUAAAUACGGCCUUGCUCGCGGAAAGCGCGAGCGUUCGCCGUAACCCCCUUACCAAGCCACCCUCUGCUUCAAGACCUGAUCACGCCGACGGUGCAUUAUCUUUCCAGAAACCAUCCAAGGGCGCCGCCGCAAAACAGGCGCAGACCUCAGCUCAACCGCCACGACAAAUCUUCGUACGCCGCGUACAGGCCGUGAUUCAAGUCAAGGAGGAGGAGGAUUCUGCGCUGGAAAACGACGAAGACCAAGAUGAGGAGGAUCUGGGCUCGAUACGGACUGUGAAGCGCCGGAGCAGGGUCAUUCAGGAUGAAGACGAAGAUGACGAUGGCGACGACCUGAGCUCCAAGAGCAGUGAUAAUGAGGCUGCUCUUGACCAGGCAUUUGAUGGAGCAGAGGAAAGCGGCGACGAGCUUGCAUUUACAGGCCCCUCUGCCGCCAGUCGGUCCAGUGCUCAAAGCGUGCGCCAGAAAAAACGCAACGCAGGUGCAGUGGACGUGACCCCUACAAAACGUCGAAAGGUCGCGCUGCGAGAUCAAACGCCCGCUAAGAGACGAUGAUCUGCGCCUCACUUGACCUGUCUUC